CGGGCCGCUUCCGGUCCGAGCCCCCGGAACCGCCGCCUCUCGGGGAUGGACGGUCAGACCCUACGAAAGGCUGAGAGAAGCCGGUCGUGUUCCCGGGAGAAGAAGGAGGCUUACGCUAAGGACAUGGUGACGGACUUUGAUGAGAAACAUGAUGAGUAUCUGAUCCUGCUUCAGCAGCGGAACCGGAUACUGAAGCACCUGAAGACCAAGGACCCCGUGCGGCUGCGGCUGGAGCACUUGGAGCAAGGCUUCUCCGUGUACGUCAACGGGGCCAACUCCGAGCUGAGGCCCGCACCGCGCAGGGCCCUGUACUCCGAGCCCUCCAGGAGCGCCUCUCUCGCCGAGGGCGGCCACGAUCCUGGUCGGAGAAACCUGUCCCGAGAAGGUGAAGACGCUUCCCGGCUCAGCUCCUGGGCCGCCCCCAGCAAAGCCCAGCGCCGAGGAUGGCACCAGAAGUCAGUGCAGAUCCGAACGGAGGCCGGCUCGCGGCUGCACAUCGAGCCCCCACUGGACCCUUCCGAGGACGCUGAGCCCCGCGGGGACGUGGCCACCAGGGCCAGGGAUGCCUCCGAGAACUGUGCACAGGGCAGCGGAUCUCCCAGUGCCAGGCCGUGUGACUUUAACCUCCUGAGCACGCAGGGCCGCCCCGAGCCCCCUGGCAGCCCCGACGGAGAAAGGGCCCUCCUGACCCUGCGGGAUGUGAUGGAACUGAGGAAAAGCCUGGAGCUGAGUGUCGAUCUGCAGCGGGAGCCACAGGACGGUCCCAGUAGUGACGAGUACGACUCCAUCGAGGAGGACGUGUUCUCAGAGCCUGAGCCGGAGGACCAGCCCGGGGACGUCCCCGCGCUCUUCAGUGGGGACCGGGUGCAGGAGUUGGCAGAAGACCCCGAGACAGAGAGACGCCCUCCCCCGGGCCCCGACUCCCUCGUGAUGCUGGAAUUCAACCCAGCUUCCACGGGUGCUCGCAAGGAGAGGAUCCUGUCCGCCAAGCGGAAGGAGAACGCCGAGGUCUUCCUUCCCAGCAAGUCGGAGCCGAACCUGCACCCAGUGGCACCCUCGGUGCUCCCGGACCAGGAGAAGCCGUGCUCAAGACCCGGAAGCCGGUGGGAGAGACCCCUCUCAGCCACCCGAAAGCCCGUGCUGGCGGCGGAGGACCGGGAGGAGGAUGCCUCGGCGGUGCUCAGGGCCAUCCAGGUGGAGAAUGAAGCGCUACAGGAGGCGCUGCGGGGCAGGAAGGCUAGCCCACAGCACGCACAGGCUGCAGACGGACCUGCUGCCCGCCCGUGGAGUGGUCUGCAAAUGGACAAGGGAGAGAUGGGCGAGUGGCUUCCCGCAGUGCCCUCGGCCACCAGCCCGCAGGAGCCGGCCAAGGCGGCAGGGGGCGCCCAGGCUGUCGGCAAGGCCGUGGACAGGGCCGGCCGGUUGGAAAGCAGACAGCAGCAGAAGCUUCUCAGAGUGCUCCAGGCCAUCGAGAGUGACCCUGCCCACCUGGGCCAGCUGGUGUCACCCCCCGAGGAGCCCGUGAGGGACCCAGAGGGCCCCGGGAGACCGGACGCCAUCUACGUGACCAUGGAGAUCCUGUCCAACUGGGGCCACCCCACCUGGGUGGGGCUCCUGGAGGUCGAGUUCUUCGACCAGAGCGACACGAAGCUCUACGUGUCCCCUCACGACGUGGACAUCCGGAACACGGACGCGCCCGGGGACCUGGGCCAGCUGGUCAGUCGGCACUCCGCCGGGAAUGAUGCGGGCAGGAGCACGUCCUCCCCGUGGCUGUGCCCCUUCCAGCCGCCCCUCCAGCUCUUCUUCAUCCUCCGUAAUACGCUGCAGCUGCCCAGCUUCCGUCUGGCCAAGAUCAAGGUGUGGAACUACUGGACAGCCGAUGGGGAUCUCGAUGUCGGUGCCAAGAGCGUGAAACUCUAUGUCAACGAAAGUCUCGUCUUCGACGGCCAGUUAGACAAGGGGGCGGGCGAGGCCCCAGCCGGGCAGAGCAUCCUGGUCAGCCUGAAGAGGCCAGGCCAGGCCAGGCCAGGCCUGGGUGAAGAUGGUGAAGACGCCCAGGAGCUGGGCGGCACAGAGGGGGCUGAGGCUGGCAGGGGCGCGCCAUCCCCUGGAGCAGCAGUGGCUGGAAAGGCGGCACCAGCAAGUGUCGCCAGGGACCAGCUGGAUGCCCCCGAUGGCAUGAAGGCCGGCGUGUCCAAGUCUGAGGGCGAGUUCAGCAUGGCCGCCGCCAUCCCUGCCCCCGCCCCUGCCCCGCCUGGGGAGGGCGCCACCCCCGGCCCCGAGCCGACUCUGACCCAGCAGCUGGAGACCCUCAUGGGCAGGAAAGCCUCGAAAUCACAGGGCAGGACGCCGUCCUGGCUGCAGGCUGCCCCCGCCGCCCCGGGCAGGAAGCCCAGGCCCCUGUGGCUGAGCCCUGAGAAGCCUCUGGACUGGAAAGGUCCUGGGACGGGGCUGUCAGACGCUGACGGCCCGGAGCAGGGCCGGGCCAGCAGCUGGGCCGCCGCCACCAUCCCGGGCGAGAGAGCCCAGCGGGGUCCGCCCCGGGGCAGCCGCGAUGACUUCGACCUCAUCUUUCAGCAGCCGUCCCCCCGGGAGCCCCCGGCCAGCGGGAGGAGGGGCGGCUCCAGGAGGGACUCUAACCUGAGACUGUCGCAGGACCAGCCAGCCGGCCGAGACGUCGCCAGAGCCCCGGCCCUGUGGCCCAGCGAGCAGGAGCACCAGCUGCACGAGUCGUGGGACUCACUCAGCGCCUUCGACCGCAGCCACCGGGGCCGCAUCUCCCUCGAGGACGAGUUCCAGGGCGACAUCCUGGACGAGUUCCUGCAGCAGCAGCGGGGCGGCCGGCACGGGGCACCACCACCACUGCCGCCGGCGCCGGCCCAGGAAGAGGGGAGGCCGGAGUGCGCACCCGAGGGCCGCCCCCUGGGCCCAGACGAGGCUGGGGAGGCCGACGCGGACGACUUCCAGAUCCCCGUGCUCCCCUACGGCCAGCACCUGCUCAUCGACAUCCGGUCCACGUGGGGCGACCGGCACUACGUGGGGCUGAACGGCAUUGAGAUCUUCAGUUCCCGCGGCGAGCCCGUGCGCGUGGCCAGCAUCCGGGCCGACCCCCCCGACAUCAACAUCCUGCCCGCCUACGGCCGGGACCCCCGCGUGGUGGCCAACCUCGUGGACGGGGUCAACCGGACGCAGGAUGACAUGCACGUGUGGCUGGCGCCCUUCACGCCGGGCCGGGCCCACUCGGUGGCGCUGGAGUUCGCGCGGCCCUGCCAGGUGGCCCUGAUCCGCGUGUGGAACUACAACAAGUCCCGCAUCCACUCCUUCCGCGGCGUCCGCGACGUGGAGAUGCUGCUUGACGGCCGCUGCAUCUUCCGGGGCGAGAUCGCCAAGGCCUCGGGCACCCUGGCAGGAGGCCCCGAGCACUUCGGCGACACCAUCCUCUUCACCACGGACGAUGACAUCCUCGAGGCCAUCUUCUGCUCCGACGAGACCUUCGACAUGGACGGCGAGAGCCUGUGCGGGCUGCAGGGCGAGGAGGCUCCCAGGAGGCCCAGCACGGCCGACGGCGCGGGCGACGAGCGGCCCUACACCCAGGCCGGCCUGGGCGCCGAGGACCCGGCCCCAGAGCUGGAGCUGCUCGCCAGCACCCCCGUCCCCGAGGCCGCCACGCCAGAGCCAGGCAUCUACCACGGUAUCUGCCUCCAGCUGAACUUCACGGCCUCCUGGGGGGACCUGCACUACCUGGGGCUCACGGGCCUGGAGGUGGUGGGCAGGGAGGGCCAGGCUCUGCCCAUCGGCCCGCACCAGAUCUCCGCCUCCCCCAGAGACUUGAAUGACCUCCCGGAGUACAGCGACGACUCCCGGACGUUGGACAAGCUCAUUGAUGGUGCCAACAUCACCACGGAGGACGAGCACAUGUGGCUGAUCCCCUUCUCGCCGGGGCGGGACCACGUGCUCACCAUCCGCUUCGACAGGGCCCAGAGCAUCGCGGGCCUGCGCUUCUGGAACUACAAUAAAUCUCCCGAGGACACCUACCGCGGGGCCAAAAUCGUGCACGUCUCCCUGGACGCGCUGAGCGUGUCCCCCCCGGAGGGCUUCCUCAUCCGGAAGGGGCCCGGCAACUGCCACUUCGACUUUGCUCAGGAAAUCCUCUUCGUCGACUACCUCCAGGCCCGGCUGCCGGCCCGGCCCACGCAGAGGCUGGAGGCCGAGAGCACGGAGCGGGCGAGCAUGGACUACGAGGCACCGCUGAUGCCCUGUGGCUUCAUUUUCCAGUUCCAGCUCCUGACCAGCUGGGGGGACCCCUACUACAUCGGGCUCACGGGCCUGGAGCUCUAUGACGAGCGGGGCGUGAGGAUCCCCCUCUCAGAGAACAACAUCGCCGCCUUCCCCGACAGCGUGAACGCCCUGGACGGGGUGUGCGGGGACGUGCGGACGCCUGACAAGCUCGUGGACCAGGUGAACGACACCAGCGACGGCAGGCACAUGUGGCUGGCGCCCAUCCUGCCCGGCCUGGUGAACCGUGUGUACGUGAUUUUUGACCUGCCCACCACCGUGUCAAUGAUCAAGCUGUGGAACUACGCCAAGACUCCCCAGCGAGGGGUGAAAGAGUUUGGGCUCCUGGUGGACGACCUGCUGGUGUACAAUGGGGUCCUGGCCAUGGUGGGCCACCUGGUAGGGGGCAUCCUGCCCACGUGUGAGCCCACCGUGCCGUACCACACCAUCCUGUUCACUGCGGACACGGACAUCUGCCACCAGGAGAGACACACGGCCAUCAGUGACCAGACGGAGGACCAGGAUGUGCAGCUGACGAACGAGAACCAGCUCAUCAGCAACGCACGCAGGAAGCCGCGGCCCGGCGCUGAUCCCGCCCUGCGCCCCAAGACCUGCAUCAGCGAGGACAGCCGACGGUGGCGGUGCUGACCUGGCCGCAGGGUCCCCGGCCCUGCCUCUCCCAGGCCCUGCCUUGGCACUGCCCCUCCC
This is a messenger RNA of Sorex fumeus (smoky shrew), 4983 nucleotides long. RefSeq names its product katanin interacting protein (gene KATNIP). The record is from RefSeq and is a predicted model, not a curated record. The transcript is spliced from 29 exons. Bases 46 to 4923 code for a protein of 1625 amino acids. Lineage: Eukaryota; Metazoa; Chordata; Mammalia; Eulipotyphla; Soricidae.